Lactuca saligna is the source of this 2297-nucleotide messenger RNA. NCBI's taxonomy places the organism in Eukaryota, Viridiplantae, Streptophyta, Magnoliopsida, Asterales, Asteraceae. The record is from the annotation of a GenBank genome assembly.
GCAAUUUGUUGCGCACCUCUUUCCCGCCAAAUCCAUAGAAACCCCUUAGCUCUCCGGCGUACCUUCUUCAAGUGGUCCUCCGGUGGUAUCGAAUUAGUUGUUGAAAUGGACGACGACGACGGAUCAAAGAAAACCCUAUCGGAUUUCUUGACGGAAUAUCACUCCGACCAGCUUCAAUCGAUCCUUCACUCCUCCGACCAUCGCCUUCAUUACCCCCUCUAUGUAGAUUUUGCUGAAGUGAUGGAGCAAGAUUCUCCGCUUGCUCAUGAAAUCCUUUUCGAACCAACAAAGUACUUGCCUUUAUUCGACGAAGCAGCAAAAUUGGCUCAGGAGAUCAUGUAUGAACAGACUAAGAAAAUUUGGGAGAAUGAAAGUUAUAAGGAAGGCCUGGAACGUCCAUCUCCAACUAUCAAGGAAUUUGUGCAUGUUCGGAUUGAAAUCCGUGGUCCUAUGCUUGAUAAUCCUGAAUUAUGUCCAAGCAUUGGACGUGUUCGUGUGAAGCAUCGUGGUGUUCUUCUCACUCUGAAAGGAACAGUAAUUAGGUCUGGAUCAAUUAAGAUGAUAGAAGGGGAAAGGGAAUAUGAAUGCAGGAAAUGUAAAAAGAGGUUUAAAGUUCAUCCCGAACUCGAAAGCAGAAAUUCCAUACCCAAGCCCAUUUUUUGCCCCUUUCAGAAGCCCAAAUUCUGUGAAAGCACAAGUUUCCAGCUUCUAGAAGGCAACAAAGUGUGUCAUGAUUACCAGGAGAUAAAGAUUCAAGAAAGCACUCAAGUUUUGGGUGUUGGGGCAAUCCCACGUUCAAUUCCUGUUAUUUUGCAGGAUGAUCUUGUUGACAUUGUUAAAGCUGGAGAUGAUGUUAUUGUCACAGGAGUUUUGACAGCUAAAUGGUCACCAGAUUUGAAGGAUGUUCGCUGUGACCUUGAACCUGUAUUUGUGGCCAAUUAUGUGAGGCGAAUAAAUGAGAUAAAGUUGGAUAUUGAAAUCCCUGAUGAUGUUAUUCAGAAAUUCAAAAACUUUUGGUCAGAUUUCAAAGACACUCCAUUAAAAGGUAGAAAUGCCAUUCUACGGGCUAUUUGUCCACAAGUUUAUGGGCUCUUCACUGUAAAGCUAGCAGUUACAUUGACACUUAUUGGAGGAGUACAGCAUGUUGAUGGUUCAGGGACAAAAGUUAGAGGCGAAUCCCAUCUUCUUCUUGUUGGUGAUCCAGGAACAGGAAAGUCUCAGUUUUUGAAAUUUGCUGCUAAGUUGAGUAAAAGAUCUGUUAUUACUACUGGAUUGGGAAGCACUAGUGCUGGAUUAACUGUCACAGCAGUCAAAGACGGAGGUGAAUGGAUGCUGGAAGCUGGGGCCCUUGUUUUAGCUGAUGGUGGACUAUGUUGCAUUGAUGAAUUCGAUAGCAUGAGGGAACAUGAUAGAGCGACUAUACAUGAGGCAAUGGAGCAGCAGACUAUAAGUAUUGCUAAGGCAGGUCUUGUAACCACUCUGAGUACAAAAACUAUAGUCUUUGGUGCAACAAAUCCCAAAGGCCAAUAUGAUCCUAAUCAAUCUUUAUCUGUGAACACAACGUUAUCUGGGCCUUUAAUAAGCAGAUUUGACAUAGUUCUUGUUCUCUUGGACACCAAAAAUCCCGAAUGGGAUAAAGUUGUCUCGGAUCAUAUUCUUGAUCAGGCAGAAUCAGAUAAGAAUAAAUGUCAUGAAGAUCUUGAUAAGAUGUGGCCUCUUUCCACGCUCAGAAGUUAUAUCCAUUUUGUAAAAGGGUAUUUUAGACCAACUCUAUCGAAAGAGGCGGAAAAUGUUAUUUCGAGAUAUUACCAACUUCAAAGAAGCAUUGCAACUGAAAAUGCAGCAAGGACUACUGUCCGAAUGCUUGAGAGUUUAAUUCGACUUGCUCAAGCACAUGCACGAUUGAUGUUUAGAAACGAAGUGACUCGAUUAGAUGCCAUCACAGCGAUCUUAUGUAUCGAGUCAUCUAUGACAACAUCGGCCAUUGUUGAUAGUGUUGGGAAUGCAUUGCACUCUAAUUUCACUGAUAACCCUGAUCAAGAAUAUGCCAUGCAAGAAGAACUGAUCCUUAAGAAGCUUAAAAUCUCUUGAAGUUCGGGAUAUGAUUAUCAUAUGAGUCUGGCGUAUGUGGUGAUGUAGGUGUAAAAGAUGAUAGAAAAUGAAAAAUGUUUUAUUGUUUGUGAGAUGAAGUAUAGAUGCUGUUGAGUAUACAUAAUGUUGGUAAAAGUUUUGUAGAGGUAUACAGUGGUAUAAAAAUUUAAUUGAUUUUGCUAAUUUUGUAAAUCACCAAAAGCGAG